This is a messenger RNA of Colletotrichum lupini, 2013 nucleotides long. RefSeq lists its product as uncharacterized. The coding region runs from base 1 to 2013 and encodes 670 amino acids. The record is from RefSeq and is a predicted model, not a curated record. NCBI's taxonomy places the organism in Eukaryota, Fungi, Ascomycota, Sordariomycetes, Glomerellales, Glomerellaceae. The transcript has 3 exons.
AUGGCUACAUCAACGGGCUUCCCACGCAUGUCCUUCGGGGCCAACAACAACCUCGACUUGAGCUUGGACCUGCCAAUCGUUCUCUUCCCCCCGUCAGACGACCUGCCUUCUCCCAUUUAUGAGAGUGACGAUGAGGAUGCUCAGCGAACACCGACCACGGCUACCGUGCCCCAGAUCCCAGACCGCAGCACACGCCGAACAAAUAACGAGUCACCGACACUGGGUAGCCCCAAGGUCCCUCGCCAUCCCAUCCCCUCAAUGCAGGCCGCUUUCGCCGAGUCAUUUCUCGAAGUCGCCGAUGGCAAUCCUACUCAGAAACCGAAACUCAAAACUGCUGAUGCAAAGAUUCGUCGCGAGGAGCUCAUUAGCCAGGAACGCGAAGAUGAUCUACCCGAUAUGCUCUGGCGAUUUCGCCCCGGCCAGCAGCAGCACGAGCUCCAGAAGCUCAUGGCGCAGAUAUCAUUUGGCGUUUACUUGCUACUUCACGGCAUGGCCAACAGCGCCGCCCAGGUCGUCAGUAUCCUGCAGGGUCACAUCGACGAGGUGGACGAGUUUCUCGAGGUGGUCAUGGAGGACUUUGAGCAGGCGACCAACGAUUUGAAGGAGAGGAUCGACUACCUUCGCUUGCCCAUGGAGAACCUCGAAGUCUUUGAGAAACUGCUAGAGGACCGCAAUUUCCGCCUCGAGAUCGUUCAGGGCAACGAAAAGAUUGAGCAUAUCGUAGCUCGCACCAACAUCCAGCUUGAACAGUACGACAAAGAUGUGCAGCAUGGCCUCGCCGCAACAAAGGAGUUUGCUGUUUAUCUGGCUCACCAGAAUGCAGGCAGUUGGCGUCAAGAUCGUCCAGACGUGGUUGACAUCUAUGCCGCAAUGAAGGGCAAUACUGAGGGGUGGUAUAACGCAUUUGUAGAGUUGCAAGCUCAAGGCAAGGAGUUGAAUACCUUGGUCGUUAAGCUGGGGAAGAUGGUGGCUGAAAUGAGCAAGAAGGCCGGCGAAGCCAGCAUUCCGCCGUUCAGCUUACCGCUACAAGGCGCCCGAGUCGACGACGCACCGUCAAAUUCACCACCAGUUUCACCUCCCAGAGACCCGAGGCGCUCUACGCUGCGCGCGAAUAGUAGCUCGCAGCCUAUCGCGCCCAAGCUCACUCUGGAGACUCCCGACGGCCCAAUAACUGAGCCAGUCAGCGCUGAGGAGGAGGUGGAGGUGACACUGGACGACGGACCGCUAUACAUACUCCAACCAAGGACCUACACCCCACAGCCACCAGAGGAACGCAUGCCUUCACCCGCCCCGACCGAAUCAUCAAGCAAAUACCAGCCCCAGCGCGAGGCGCCUCUCCCAACGAAGAAGACAUCGCUUCGCCAGAGAGUUUCUUUGAAGACGACCCCUCCAGAGUCAAUCCAAAUUCCACCCCCGUCAUCAGACCUUCAUCACACUGCGCGAGAGUCUCCUCGGGAGCGUCAGGCUCCAGAUUCCGCCUACGGUUCUGACUAUGACCAGCGGCAGCGAUAUCAUGCAGCGAACGAGCUCUCUCCACCUGUACAGCAGCCGCCGGUGCUACCGUCUCCGAGGUCGGAACACCAAUAUUACCGCCCGGUGCAAGCGAGUCCACACUCUCCACUACAGCAAAGGCCGCUCACUGCUGGUGCGCAGCCCAGAUCUCCUUAUGGUCACCAGUCUGGGUACUAUCCCACUCAUCAGAGGAACGCACCAUCCCGUCUAGGAGGCGCAAGCAUGUUGAGCAACGUCACGACCAUGACAUACGACUCGCAGAUGACAGCGAGCGGAGAAAAGCGACUGAAGAAGAAACGCAGCGCUUUUGGCUGGCUGAAGAAGGCAUUCUCGCUUGACGAAGAGGAACAACGAGCAUACGAAGCACGAAGGCAGCAGCAAACGCCCAAUAUGUAUUACGACGGCAGAAGCCCCAAGUUCUUAGACGGCAAAAGGGUGGCGCCGCCACGGACGGCAGACAGCGUCUAUCGCCAAGGAGGCAGCGUCUAUCGACAACAAUAA